UGGUUUGUUUGACAGAUAAACGUCAUGUUUUUGUUAUUUUGUUCUUCGCAUCUUCGCUCAUCAGUGCUCAUCAGUGAUUUGUUGAAAUCUUGUGAAACCAGACGCUUUUACGUGAAUUAUUACUAUAUAAAACGAUAACAUUAUUUAAAUAAAAUGAAGGCAAAAUCAGGUCUUACAAGGCUUAGCGACUGCUACAUUCUCCGUAACAAUAAAAUAAUAAAAGAAGACUUGUGGAUAAGAGAUGGAAAAAUUGUUAAUCCUGAACAGGUAUUUUAUAUAGAACAAGUUGAAGCAGAUGUAACUGUCAACUGUGAAAAUUCACUCAUAACACCCGGUUUUAUAGAUAUUCAAAACAAUGGUGGAUGGGGUGUUGAUUUCUCAUAUGAUUCCGAAGAUGUUGAGGAAGGUGUUCGAAAAGUUGCAAAAGAAUUAUUGGCACAUGGAGUUACAUCAUUUUGCCCAACUAUGGUCACAUCAGACAAGGAAAAGUAUCAAAAAAUUCUGCCCAGAAUACAAAAACACCAAGGAGGUAAACAUGGAGCAACAAUUCUAGGGGUUCAUCUCGAAGGGCCAUUUAUUAGUUUAGCAAAGAAAGGUGCUCACAGAGAUGAAUAUAUUAAAAAUCCAGAAAAGGGACUCAAAUCAAUCUAUGAGGUAUACGGAUCUCUUGACAAUGUGAUUAUAGUGACAUUAGCACCAGAACUGCCAGGUGCAUUGGAAGCAAUUAAAGAAUUAACAAACCUUGGUAUUAAAGUUGCUCUUGGGCAUUCAUCUGCUAGUCUUGCACAAGGUGAAGAGGGGAUUAAAAGUGGUGCUAAUUUAAUUACACACCUCUUUAAUGCUAUGUUACCCUUCCAUCACCGUGAUCCUGGUUUAGUAGGUUUGUUGGCUUCAACCAGCGAGAAACAAGUUUAUUACGGAAUUAUAUCGGAUGGUAUACACACUCACCCAGCAGCAUUAAGAAUAGCCUGUAGAACUAAUCCUGACGGAUUAAUACUAGUGAGCGAUGCUGUCGCUGCCCAAGGCUUAGCAGACGGAAACUAUCGGAUUGGGCCACAAUCGGUGAACGUUGAAAACGGUCGCGCUUAUGUCACUGGAACGAAAGUGCUUUGCGGCAGCACCAGUGCACUCGAUGAAUGUGUUAAAACACUAAAAGAAGCUACAGGUUGCUCAAUUGAAUAUGCCUUAGAGGCAGCAUCUCUCCAUCCAGCUAAAGCUUUAGGCAUUGACCACGUUAAAGGAAAUUUAAGCUAUGGAUCAGAUGCAGACUUUGUCAUUAUGCAUCCCAAAUCAAUGAAAGUGCUGUCUACUUGGAUUGCGGGAGAAUGCGUUUAUAAGAGUUCCUAAUGUGGUGCAGAAUUACUUUAAGUUACCUUAUUAAUGUGAUAUUAUGAUGCACAAAGUGCUUUUAAAUAUAUUAACACGAAUUACUGGAAUAAACUUAUUAUUAUAUAA
Molecule: messenger RNA, 1455 nt
Organism: Melitaea cinxia (Glanville fritillary)
Lineage: Eukaryota; Metazoa; Arthropoda; Insecta; Lepidoptera; Nymphalidae
Product: N-acetylglucosamine-6-phosphate deacetylase
Exons: 6
Coding region: 154-1347 (397 amino acids)
Biological process (GO): N-acetylglucosamine catabolic process
Molecular function (GO): N-acetylglucosamine-6-phosphate deacetylase activity
Source: RefSeq, a predicted model, not a curated record